AUGAAGCUGCGUAGUAAUCGCGAUACGCAGGAUCAUCGUUCUGUCAUGGAGCAAUGUCCUAUUACCGUCAGUCUGAUGCAAUCGGGAGAAACUGACAGUAGGAGGAAAACGAAAACAAUUAGUAGUCGUAGUGGAAAGCGAACAAAACGGAAGGCACAGGACUUAAAUUCACCAACGACUUCUGAUUCUGACUCAACAUCACAGCAUUUAGAACUUCCUCUUCUCAGUAGUGAAGAUAGUACGCCUAUAAAACGUAAAAAGGAUAAUAAAACUAAGAAGGAUAAUGUUGACGAAGCAGAUACAUUUGUCGUUCAAGAAGAUAUUUGCUCUAUUCCAGACCAUGUUUUGAUCUCAAUUUUCACACUGUUACCUAUUGUGGAUCGCAUAAAAAUAGAACGGGUUUGUCGAAGAUGGCGUCAUAUUGCAAAGAAUUAUUCAUGGACGAGAACAGUCGAAUUUUCUUAUACAUCCUUACUUGGUGAUUUGGGAUGCCCACUUCCUUGCAUGGUGGAACGUCCAACAGUAGGCAAUAAAGAAAUAAAGUCGUUGGCGCAGCGAUGCGGUAAUCAUUUGCUUGAAAUGGAUUUGCAUGCAUUCAGGGACACACUGACAUACAAUGUAUGCAUGUGCUUUGCCAUUUAUUGUCCUAACUUAGCCGUGCUAAAUAUGUAUGGAAUUCAACUUACUAAUUCCUCUCUAAAAUCACUUGGAAGGCAUUGUCCAAAGUUGGAAAUUGUAAAUUUUCAUCGUUGUUUUCAGGAAAGUGUUGUGGAACGAGGAUUGACAUCUUUUUUUUCCAAAUGUCAGAGUUUGAAAGAAGUGGAUGUUGGAGAAAAUGAACGUCUUACUGGUCUUCCUUCAUUCACAGUUCUUCCGCGGUCCAUCGUUGAUCUUAGGAUUGGUGGUUGCUUCCGAUUAACUGCAGCAUCACUGUUUGCUGUGAAAGAUAGAUGUCCAGACCUGGUUGCUUUGACGAUGAAUAGUGUCGACAAUAUUUCACCAAAUCAUUUGAAUAAUUUUUUCGCGUCGCUUUCCAAUCUGGAGCUGCUCAAAUUUGGUGAAUGUUAUGUUUCGCACACUCUUGGGGGAACAGAAAUAAAUUUCACUAUGAUGAAGAAUCUCACUGAAUUAACUGUUUAUGACAAUUUGCUGAUCACAGAUGAGGUCUUACGAAAUACUGUGAUGGGUUGCAAGCAAUUAAAGUACGUUGACUUAAGCGGCUGCAGCCGUUUUGUUAGCAACAGCGGACUUCGUGAAUUAGCGAAACUACCUCAUCUUAGUCAUUUAAAUCUGGCAUACAUGCGGGUGGUAGAUGACGAAACUAUCCGAAUCAUAGCAGAAAAGGGUACUUUGCAGACCAUAUUAUUGCAUCGUUGUGAUGAAAUCUCAGAUGAAGCCAUUAAGAUGCUUUUAAAGCAUUGUGCGUGCUUAACUGCUUUAGAUGUUUCCUACUGUCCGAAAGUUACAGACGAAUCAAUGGAAAAUAUGUUGGUAUAUGUAGCUAAACGAUAUGAAAAAGAAACAAUGUUGCCAUCAUCGAGUAGAACAUAUGCUACACCACUGGAAGAAGUUGUUACAAAAAUGAGGCGACAUGAACGAGGUCUUCAAGGAAUACUGGAUGCGAAUUUUGAGCGUCAUUUGAUGCGUUUUGAGACUUUCCACUAUAAUGCAGAUAAUUUAUCAGAAUUCACGUCAAAUCCUGUAUAUGAUGUUCAUUUAGGACGUUACAAACCAAACCCAGAUGGGUUUACAGAAUUGCACAUUUGGAUUUCCCACAGCAGUAUAACUCAUCCAUAUCCUACUACACAUCCAAUGUUAAAAGUUGAUGAUCGCGACUCGAUUGCAGAGCAUGGCUCAUCUAUUUUUGAAUUUAGUGUUGUAAUAAGAAUAAAUUAG
Messenger RNA from Thelazia callipaeda (thelaziosis nematode), 1896 nucleotides. NCBI's taxonomy places the organism in Eukaryota, Metazoa, Nematoda, Chromadorea, Rhabditida, Thelaziidae. The record is from the annotation of a GenBank genome assembly.